Molecule: messenger RNA, 1803 nt
Organism: Priapulus caudatus
Lineage: Eukaryota; Metazoa; Priapulida; Priapulimorpha; Priapulimorphida; Priapulidae
Exons: 1
Coding region: 1-1803 (600 amino acids)
Source: RefSeq, a predicted model, not a curated record
AUGUCCCAGCAAGACAGAGCAGUGCUGAAGAUGUGGGAUGAAGAGGUCACCAAACAGGAUGGACAUUUCCAGCUACCAAUUCCUUUCAGAGAAAGACCACCACUCUUUCCAAAUAAUAUGUGGGUGGCAGAGCAACGCUUGCAGUCUUUGACUAAGAGGUUGGAGAAAGAUGAGAAACUUUGCUCCAAAUACAAACAAGGCAUGGCAGAUCUUCUAGAGAAAGGAUAUGCCGAGGUAGUGAGUGAGGGGAAGACCGAUUCAUCUGUGUGGUAUCUGCCACACCAGCCGGUUGUAAGUCCUCAAAAGCCAGACAAAGUGCGAAUUGUUUUCGAUUGCGCUGCUACAUUCCAAGGAAAGAGUUUGAACGACAGGGUGCUACAAGGGCCGGACCUCACAAACAGCUUGGUAGGGGUCUUGCUGAGAUUUCGACAGCAUCCAGUGGCUCUAAUGGCAGACAUCGAAGCAAUGUUCAACCAAGUCAGAGUGCCACCAGAAGAGAGAGAUGCUUUAAGAUUUUUGUGGUGGCAAGACGAAGAGCUCCAAGAAAAGCUUGUGCUGCGGAUGUGUGUCCACCUGUUCGGAGGAACAUGGAGCCCUAGCUGCUGUUCAUUUGCUUUACGGCAGACGGCAGAGAACAUCCACGAAGAUGACAAAACUGAAGCAGUCAGGACUAUCCGGAGGAACUUCUAUGUAGAUGACUGCUUAGUAUCUGUAGAGAACGAAGACGUUGCAGCAAAACUGUCAUCAGACCUCAUGAAUCUGCUGAAGAGUGGCGGUUUUAGACUGACAAAAUGGCUAUCCAACAAGCCAUCAGUAUUGAUGUCAAUACCAGAGGAUAAAAGGGCAAAGAAGGUAAAGGAUUUGGACCUGACUCUGGAUGCCUUACCUGUUGAGAGGGCUCUGGGGAUGACAUGGGAUGUCCAGGAAGAUAGCUUUGUCUACAGCUUCGUCAAGAAAGACAAACCGCCUACCAGACGAGGAGUACUGAGUGUCAUAUCCUCUGUGUUUGAUCCUCUUGGGUAUGCCAGCCCAUUUGUAAUUCGAGGAAAGAUGAUAUUCCAGGAACUGACAAGACAGAAACUUGAAUGGGAUGACAUGAUUCCAGUAGCUCAGCUGGGAAUGUGGAAACAGUGGCAGCAAGAACUCUCCCAGAUGUCAACAUUCCAUGUGAAGAGAUGCUUGAAACCAGUGGGCAUGGAGAAAGUGGACUCGUAUGAGCUCCAUAACUUUGCUGACGCCUCAGAAAAGGCGUAUGGCGCAGUUUCCUACCUGGUAGCAAAGGACAGUGGGCAAGCUCAUAGUGCGUUGGUCAUGGCAAAGUCACAUCUUGCCCCAUUGAAAAGAAUGACAAUCCCAAGACUUGAGUUGAUGGCAGCGACGCUAGCAGUGAAGCAUGAUGCCAUGCUGAGGAGAGAGUUAGAGUUCUCCAUAGACAGGUCUGUCUUUUGGACGGACAGUACCAUAGUCCUGGGCUACAUAAAAGCAGUGGACAAGCGGUUCAAGACAUUUGUAGCUAACCGGAUUUCAACAAUCCAUGAUGGCUCAACUCCGGAGCAAUGGAGACAUGUGAACACAAGCACUAACCCAGCAGAUGACCUGACCCAAGGUUUGACAGUAGACCAGCUCGCUACUAGUCGCAGAUGGGUAAAGGGACCCAGCUUUCUUACACAGCCAGAAGCAUGCUGGCCAAGAGGUUCAUCAGCAACGGAACCUGUGGAUGAAAAUGAUCUAGAAGUUAAGCAGUCUGGGAAGGCGGCACACAACUUUGCAGCCCAACCAGACAGACGAAACAGGAAAGACUGA